CUUCCGGCGAGGGAAAGCGACAGAGGAGGAAGUGGUCCUCCAGUAUCCCAGCCUGCACCGCGAAGCGAGCGGCGUCUUGCCUCUCCCUCCUUCCCUGAGCGGCUGGCCGCCAUGUUGGGCUAGUUCUGUGUUCGGCGUCGGUGGUGAGAGACGCAGGAAGGCCUUCCCCGCGACGUCGCUGUCGUUCUCGCCAUGGCAGCCGCCUUGGGGGCAGGAGGAGCAGGAGGAGGAGGCGGUGGCGCAGAUGAUGACUUUGAUCAGUUAGAUAAGCCUGGUGCAGAGAGAUCUUGGAGGAGAAGGACCGGAGAUGAUGACUGGGACAGUGAAUUAGAUGAUGACUUGCUAGGAGAAGAUUUGCUGACUGGCAAAAAGACUCAGUCAGACAUGUCAGAUGAAGAACUGAAUGAUGAUCUCCUACAGAGUGACAAUGAAGAGGAACAACAGUUCAGUGCGCAAGAUGUUGCUGUUGGUCUUAAUGCUACUUCUGGAAUGGUUACAUCCUUUGAACUGUCUGAGAGAGCCAACAAUACUUCGAUUGAACAAGAUUCAGAGUAUGAACAAGGGGAGGAUGAACUGGGCUAUGACAAGUCAGAAGUGACUGAAGAAUAUGCUGAGGAGUACACAGAAGAAGGACAGUAUGAAGGCCAAGAGACCGAGCUGACUGAAGACCAAAUAGAAUAUGGGGAAGAUCAGGGAGAGGAAGAGAUUUAUAAUGAUGAAGUGUUAGAUCUCGAAAUCAAUGAACCUCUAGAUGAAUUUCCUGAUGAAGAGUAUAUGCAGUCUUACAGUGAACAGCAAGUCAUUGAACAGCAGGAAUAUGUUGCUGAAGAGGAGCUGGAAGAGGUUGCCGCUGCUCAGACGCCUCCCAAUGAAUCAGAAGAGCAGGUGGCUAUUGAAAAUUUGGAGCUUCAAGAAGAAACUAAAGAAGAAUCUGAUGAGGAAGAAGAUGAUGAUGAAGAGUCUGGUCGACUCCGUUUUAAAACUGAAAGGAAGGAAGGAACAAUCAUUAGGCUUUCAGAUGUAACAAGAGAACGAAGAAACAUUCCAGAAACUUUGGAGCUUUCAGCUGAAGCCAAGGCAGCAUUACAUGAAUUUGAAGAGCGGGAAAGACAAAUGAAGCAGGGACGCUACGGCUCACGGAGAGGAGGAAGGCGAGGAGGGCCUUUAAUGUUUCGUGGAAUGGGAGAACAAAGGAGAGACAACAAUGACAGGGGAAGAAUGAAGGAUCACAGACCUGCGCUGCUGGCGACUCAGGCAGCUGUUAUGACGCAUUCAGACAGGAUCUUUCGUCAUCAGCAACCCAUUAGGAACCUCUUCCAGCAGCAACAGCAGCAGCAACAGCAGUUACAGGGUCUGCUACCCAUUCCUUCUCAGCAUCACACACCACCCCCUCCCCCUCAAGGGAUUCAUAUGCCACCCCAGCUAGAAACACCAAGGAUACUGAUGACUCCUCCUCCAGUGGCAUCCCAGCAGCCAAAAAACAUACACAUAAAUCCACACUUCAAAGGGACUGUAGUCACCCCUGUGCAAGUGCCCUUGCUGCCAGUCCCCACCCAGCCAAGACCUGCUGUAGGACCCCAGAGAUUUCCAGCCCCUCCAGAUUUUCCGCCGAACCCCCCUGGCCCUGUGCCUACUAACUUCAACCAAGCCCCGAGACUCUCCCUCCAGGAUCAGUGGAGAGGGCCACCGCCUCCUCUGCCACCACCACCUCCGCAGGACAGAGAGCCUUUCUUCAUGGGAGAUCCAAGGUUUCCCAACCAUCCCUUGUUUGAACAGCGGAGUCCACCUCCUCCACCUCCUCCUCUCCUUAACAGCACACACCCUGUUCCGGGCCAAAACCCACUUGCUUUUGCUCAGCCUGGACCAGGUUUCAAUCAGCAGGGGCAACAGCCCAUGUUUCCCAGGGACAGGAUGGUGAGGCCUAACCUCCAGCCACAGGGCCCAGUGGGAGUCCUUCACUUCAACCAGCCUGGAGCAUCAAAUACUCGGCCUUUCCUUCCUCCUCGACAGCCGUUCGUACAAGUCCCAGGGCAGCCAUUCUUGACAGCUCUCACGCAGCCCAAUAUGCAGGUAUGGCGUUAUAAGGGUCCCUUGCACCCACCUUUGCCGCAACACCAGCAGCACCCGCAGCUACCACAACAGCAUCAGCACCAACAACCGCCGCCUCCGCACCCCCAGCAUCAGCAGCAUCCUCCACCACCACAGCAGCAUCACCAGCAGCAUCAGUCCCACCAGCAGCAGCACCACCUCCUUGCUGUGCCUCCUCAGCCUCUGAUUUCGGUUGCCCCGUCCCAGUUUAGGCCUCACAUGCAAACUGCUCAGCAACAGUCAAACAGCAACCGAAUGCAGUGCCAGCAACGGCAAGGUCUGGUAAAGGCCAGGCAUAAUGCACCAACACAAAAUAUUGCAAAGCGUCCAAAUCAGCAGCUCCAGCCGCCUGCUCAGAGGAACAGUAACUUGCGUGAACUACCAAUCGCACCUUUGCACGCAAUCGAAGCUGUGAGCAACCACCGAACCUCAACGCCUGCUGCUCAAGUGAAACCCAUUGCCAGCACCACCCCUGCAGUAAGGCCUGUUCCAGCCAUGAAGAAUGAGCAGGGAAAAACUGAGACAAAACCCAAAGUUGUUACUCCUGUAGCACAGCCUAAAGUGGAACCAAAAUCUGAGCAAGAGCUUCCCGAAGAAGAUGAAGAGACCCGACUUUACCGCUUGAAGAUAGAGGAGCAAAAGCGUCUAAGAGAAGAGAUCCUUAAACAAAAGGAGCUCAGGCGACAACUUCAGGCCGGUGCUCGAAAAAGAGAGUUGCUCGAAAGGCUGGCCCAGCAGCAGCCUCAGCAGCCGCAGCAACAACAACAGCAGCAACAGCAGCAGCCGCAGCCGGGUUCUUCAGUACAACAUCAGGAGGAGGAGACAUCACAGUCACCCACCAAUGGAAAUCCACUGCUUCCCCUCCCUGGUGCACCACCCCGCCAAAAUGUGAAAUACAGGCUGAUGGGUAAAAAACAAGACCCAUUAAUUCCCAACCCACCUGCUGUUCAGCCUAAGCCCACAAAUAUUCUGCAGGCCGGAGAUAACGCACAGUUUCAAGGACAGCAAAUAAAAACAGUGAAGCAGCUCAGACAGACUAGGACGGUGCCCGAAAACGAACUCCCGUCCCCAUAUAAAGGGCUGCAAACCAGAUCUGGUGGAGUGCACUUGAUGAACCCAUCUCAGAUUGCGCGGGUGGCAUCGGUACAAGGCCAACCUCAGGAGCUGAAACCUGGGGUGAAAAGGACUGUCAUGCAGCGGGCAAACAGUGGUAGUGGAGAUGGGCCCCAUGUCGGCGCCAAAGUCAGGGUGAUUAAGUUGUCAGGAGGGGGCGGUGAGAACGUUGGCUUUCCUCACUUGGAAGGGCCUCCCCUCCGACUCCAGCAGCUCCCAGAACAGAGGCAUCAGCCAGUCCGGAAAGUCACCCUGACGAAGGGGACAGUGCAGCAGCCGCACCAGCUUCACCCUCACCCUCACCCUCACCCUCACCUUCAUCCUCAUCAGCUGGCGCAGAUCCAUUCAACACUUCCUCCUGGGCUGAAAAACAUCCCAGGAAUACAUCAGGCAAAAAAGGUCAUUCCUCACGGGAGAGGCCGAGGCCUGGCAGGCCAGAUGGGCCGAGGACGCUUGAUGCCAAAUAAACAGAACCUGCGAGUGGUAGAGUGCAAGCCUCAGCCCUGCGUUGUGUCAGUUGAAGGGCUUUCUUCGUCAACCACCGAUGUCCAACUGAAAAACCUGCUGAUGUCGGUAGGACCCAUUCAGAGUUUACAGAUGCUUCCUCAGCAACGAAAGGCUAUCGCAAAGUUUAAAGAACCAUCUGACGCUUUAAAAUUUCAACAAAGGUUUCACAGGCAUAUGAUAGAUUUGUCCCACAUCAACGUGGCCCUGAUAGUGGAGUGACAUGCUGAACGUGACUGAUCCACAUGUUUCCAGAAGCACGAUAUGGAGGAAGUCACGAGAAUGGGAUCUCUCCCUGUGGUCCCCAGUGUCAGCUUUGCAGUGUCCCUUUCAGACUUCAGACUGCCCUGAACAGCAAUGCUGCAACGGAGGCUGAGCGUUCAAGGAUCGAGAAUGGAGAGAUUUUCUCUUGGCUUUCUUUUAACUGUGUUGAACACAGAACCUGCUGGUCCUGAGCACGAACCUUUCACGCAGGUGUCUUUCUUUCAGAAGAGGCACCACGUGAUCACACUGACUCAGACGAAAAGAACACUAACUUUGAAUUUAAAAAAAAUCUUUCUUCAUGG
Molecule: messenger RNA, 4271 nt
Organism: Anolis sagrei ordinatus
Lineage: Eukaryota; Metazoa; Chordata; Lepidosauria; Squamata; Anolidae
Gene: RBM33
Product: RNA binding motif protein 33
Molecular function (GO): RNA binding
Source: RefSeq, a predicted model, not a curated record